AGUUUGUCCACCUUACAGCCAACUUCCUCUCAGAAACACGAUGCCCAAAAAGAAAGACAAGAAACAAGAUGAAGGCAAGAAAACAUCGAAAAAGGAAAGUUCUUCGACUCCUGCAGACAAAAGCGGGUCUGACAACAAAGAGAAGGAUUUAUAUUUGACUCAAAUACGAUAUUUGAACGAGCAGCUGGAGAGAUAUCAGCUGAAAUGUGAUCAACUCGAGAGGCAGAAGAAGGACUUUGACUCUCAGUACAGUGAGCUGGAGGAUGAGAAGAAGGACAUUGUUGACUAUCUGAAACGCUCCGUGCUGGAAAAGGAGGACGAGGUGGUCGAGCUGACGGAGCAGCUGGAGAGUCAGCGGCAGGCUGCCGAUAAGAAAGGAGAGGCUCUGCAGCUGCAGCACGGUCAGCUGAGACAAGAGCUUCAAGACCGGAUGGAAGAACUCAACGCACAAAACACAACACUUGCGGUGAGGCUGGCUGGUCUGGAGGAGUUUCAGAAGCAGAAGGAGCAGUUGACGUCCAACAAGGAGUCUCUGGAGAAGCAGCUGACCAGUCAGGAGCAGGAACACAAAGCUGCCAUCCACAGCCUGGAGAUGAAAGCACUGCUGGAGAAGAAGAGGUUGGAGAAGGAGAUGGAGAGCCACGUGGCAGUCAUGGCGGCAGAGGUGCAGCACCUGGUGGACCAGAAGGUCCCAGACACGACCAGGUUGGCCCUUCAGGAGAACACAGAGGUUAAGGCUCGGAUCGGCCAGCUGUCGGAGCACACUCAGGUCCUGAUGGAGGAGAACUCGGCCCUGCGGGACCGUAAGAAUCGUCUCAGUGUGGAUGUGGACGUCCUGGAGCAAAUGCUCAGCGAGACGUCCCGCGAGAGCUGCAUCCGCAAGAAGGUGGUGGAGCAGCUUACAGAAAAGUGUCAGCAGCUGCAGGCGGAGCUGAAAGGCUGGAGACAACAACUCGAGCAGCUUAAGACCAAACACACUGGAGUCCUGGCUGAGAUGGAGGCACUCAGACGGGACCGGGCCUCUCUGUCCGAGCAGUGCAGUAAAAACGGAGCCGAGGUGAGCCGGCUGGAGGCGGAGCUACAAGAGGAGAGGAGGAGGAGGAGCAGGAUGAAGAGCAUCAUGCAGGAAGCAGCCGUCGCUCUCAGAGACGCCCUGAUGGAUGCUCCUACAGACAAGGACUCGGAGGUGGACUCUGCCGUCCAGUGGAAGCAGCUGAUGGAGAAGCUGCUGGUGGUCUUGGACCGCCCCACACUCACCAACGCCACUGCUGAGGACGACCAGAAUGAACUACUGACCUCUGACCCUGUAGCAGCCAGUGAAGUAACCCUAGAUCCAGCGUUGAGUUUCCAGUUCAAGCUGGCCCGCUACAGGCUGGGCGAUCUUGGCCUUGUACCCCGACCCACGCCCAAACACAAACACAUCCUCUCCAGGACGGGAGCAGAUGCGUCCAGCAGCACCCACGUUCCUCUGCACAGGAAGUCGUCCAGUCAGAAAACAGCCAGCUCCAUUAACCGGACUGAUUCAGCUGUCGGACUUUUGACCUGCAGAAACUCAUUCACUAAACCCAAAUAACAAAACCCUUUAUGUCUCCAAAAGGAUCCAGUUAACCGUCUGCCCUUUGCAAAACACCCAAAUUCAUAUAAAUUUUGUGUUAUAAAUGUUUUGUUAAAAUGCCACAAGUUACAAAUAAUGAUGAAUGCUAGAAUUUACCGUAGCAGGAGGUCAAGUAUUGAAGAGUUGGUAAACUGACCCAGUUUAUAAAUCAAUUAUAAAGUUUUUGAUUCACUGAUCAUGACUUCCUGACAAAACAUAACUGAUGCUGUAUUUUUGUGAUAAUGUGAUGAGCAGCCAACAGCGGUGUAAGAAGUACUCAGAUCUUUUACUAAAGUAAAAAUAGCGACACCAAAGUGUAUAGAUACUCUAUUACAAGUCCAUUUUGCUUGAGUACAAAAGUAAAAGCAUGAAAAUAUACUAAAAGUACAGAAAGUAAUUAUGCAGAAUGGCCCAUUUCAGAAUAAUACAUAUUAUUGGAUUAUAAUUAUUGAUGCAUUUGCAGCUGGUAAAUGUGGAGCUGAUUUUAAUAAUCUUAUAUACUGCUGGGCUGCUUGUGAAUUCCCCCCAUCCCAGGGAUCAAUAAAGUUUUAUUUAAAUCUAUGUAUUACUAAUUUGAAUCUGCCAAGUAAUUAAAGUUGUGCCAAAACACUGAUUUGUGAAAAGUAGUAGUAAUUUUAUCCUUUCCUUUUGCCCUUACAA
Molecule: messenger RNA, 2254 nt
Organism: Sebastes umbrosus (honeycomb rockfish)
Lineage: Eukaryota; Metazoa; Chordata; Actinopteri; Perciformes; Sebastidae
Product: cilia- and flagella-associated protein 157-like
Exons: 9
Coding region: 41-1573 (510 amino acids)
Biological process (GO): sperm axoneme assembly
Cellular component (GO): ciliary basal body; cilium
Molecular function (GO): microtubule binding
Source: RefSeq, a predicted model, not a curated record